CUUCAACGGGGAGGCAAACCGGUUAGUCACCUGCCGAGCAUAGCGCACGGAUGGUUCAAACUUUGUUCGAGAGGUCGCUUAUUCCCCUUGGCAUCUCUAUCCACCGCGCCCCGAUCGUAUAGGUGACCGAGAGCCUCGAGCUUGGUUCGAAUGUGUCGUUGCACCCGCCUGCUCUCAAGGAACAAUAUGGGUCUACCGUGUCCGGAUUAGCUUCCCCCAUCCAGCCGAUUCAGAGGUUACAACCUCCGCUCCAGAUCACCGUUGGUGGGGAUGGUCUCGGACUACCUGCCAGACCUGGCGUCAAGCGGAACGCCUCGGAUGACGACUCUCGAUCUGGCGUUCGGGUGGACAUGGACAUGCAGCCUCCGUCUUAUAGUCCGUUGUCGGUUACGGUGACUCCGGGGACGUACUCUACCCACGGCCUGCGUCAGCCCGAGACGAUCUGGUCCGCUCCAGCCGGGACCGUCGAGUUCCCGCCCGACGUGCAGAGACAUGGACAUGGACAUGGACAUGGACAUGGACAUGGACAGCAGCAUCCUUUGUACAAUCCUCACCCUGUGACGCCUCAGCAACAAGCAGGCGGGAACAAAGUGCAGGCCGAUCGCAGGGCGUCGAUCGUUGGGUACACCGGGUUCGAGCCUUACCCUCAGGGAGGCAAGCUCGGACUCAAUGUCAGUAGUGGGGCGGGUCAAGGCGUACGACCUACCUCGUCGCAACAAUACCAGCAGAAGCAACAUUAUCAAUCGAAUCAACAUGUCCCUGGGUACGCACCGAUGAUCACGGGCUACCAUCCCAAGUCCGGCCUAGGUACUCCUCCCAAUGGCGGCCCUAGCGCUGAAACCCAAACUCAAACUCAAGCCCAAAUCCAAACUCGAAACGAUUACGACUACUCCCUCUUCCACACGAGCACCUCGGGAGCUUCCCGGACGCACCCUUCCAACCCGCAAGAACAACAACAACAACAACAACUACAACAUGUGCACCGAAUGAAACCCGAAUCCGCUUCAGCUUGUCCGUCGGACAUCUCGGCUAGCUCCUCGGUCAUGCCGUUAGAAUUGGACGUGGAUGAGGCCGUCAAUGCGAAUCAAGCUGGAUAUGAACACAUGACGGACGGGUUCGUCUACCCCGUCAACCAGGUGUUCCCUUCGCCUAAUCAGCACCAGUCGGGGCGAUGACAUUUACGUUCCGUGCUUCGAGCACGUACUGUACUGUAACCAAGAGGGAUAGACGACGAUCAUCGUGUCGCACGGGUCAGAGGAAAGGAUUAUCGCCGCGGGUUUCUUGUUAAUAACAGAGAACCGGCGCCGACGGUACACGAAAUAUAGAACAGAUUUACCAGAUGUAUCAAUAAUAGUCAUCAUCAUAGUAGUGGCCAUACAUCGAUCGGCCGGAUCAGUAUAGUAUGUUUUGUAUACACACGAGUUAUAUGUCAUAGUCAUGGUAGUCACCAAG
Molecule: messenger RNA, 1452 nt
Organism: Filobasidium floriforme
Lineage: Eukaryota; Fungi; Basidiomycota; Tremellomycetes; Filobasidiales; Filobasidiaceae
Exons: 1
Coding region: 351-1175 (274 amino acids)
Source: RefSeq, a predicted model, not a curated record